AUGAAAGGUUGCUCAUACUGUCACCGAACGUUCCACAAGACAGAGCAUCUUCUCCGCCACGAGCGCUCUCGUAAGAUCAUCCCCACAUGGAACCGUCCCAGUCGCCAAAUUGACCCAUGCUUAGAUACGGGGGAGAAGCCAUAUCGAUGCGAUACGUGCGGUCGCGGCUAUGCACGGAGCGAUGUCCUCCUUCGUCAUGUCAGGUACUUUCAUCCAAACAGCGAUACCUCACAAAGAGAGCGCCGAAGAUCCGAUGUCUCAACGAACGAAAAGAGCCGACAGCGCCGACAAAGUGUACUGGCCGAUUCCAUCAACGUGUGUUCAAUACCACCGCCGGAGCCAGAAGAGGGAUCAGAAGGCGAGACAGAUCAGCAGGAGAAUAACCAUAUGCGUGAUAAUGGGCAGCCGCAACAGCAGGAGGACAGCUCGAUAACUGCCGAUACUUCAAUGGCGCAGUUUUCGACGUCUGACCUUGAUGCAUUGGCUACGGUAUCGAUGCUUCAAGCUCUUCACGAACAACCGACUGAAUCAACAAAGUUGGCUUUGGAAGAGUCAUUUGAUGAUCGACGGCCUGCGAACCAUUCUCCGGCUGUUGGUCAACAUGAUAAUGAACUAUCGCCGAUGAGCUUCUCACAUCAUAUGGUAGAGACUACACUGGAGACCGCUACCCCGACUUUGUUCACCGCCAAUGCCGAGUUUCUCAGUCCUGCAGUGUCGUUGAGCACCAGAGCAAAUGUCUUUCAUUCCCAUAUGGCUGCUUCGUCAGCUCCUUGGGGAAAUAAUGAAGCAUCCCUUACGUCGAUGAGCAACGCAGAUUUGUUGCAUUAUGCGGGGGCUCUAGAGCUUUUACAGCCCAAUCUCAGCCAUUUGGACUUUCUCGACUUCAGUCUCGGCGAAACUUCACCUGGCAUCCGUGGCUCACAAGCUUCGAGUAACAGCGUUGAUCCUGUCAGUAGUAUCCCACUGGAGCGCUUCGCCAGGGUAGCCGCGUUGUGGCCUAGGAACCGAACGCACUCAGCGAGUCAAAUCGCAUCCAAAGUCUGGGCGGACGUGGUAAACUAUCGAGGUGACGGUAUCUUCACAGAUGUUUCUAUUUCACAGUCGUCGCCAAGCUCGACAAUUGGCACUGAGAAUGAAUCGAGAUGGGGAAUGGAUGAAGAAAAGCGACAGGAUCUCAUUCGCGAGUUUGGUUCAUCUGGUUCCAGCGUUGACUUUCUACCAGCGAGAUUAUUAAAUCUCGGUCUCACUAUCGCCUUUCGACAGCCUCAUUCUCUCGUCCCGUUUAUACAUCAACCCACGUUUUCAGCAAAGUCAGCAUCCAACUCAGUCGUCUUCUCCUUGUGUCUUCUCGGACUAGCCAUUCUCGAUUCAUCAUAUGUGAAGCCAUUCACAGCACACUACUUGCCAGCAGCGACGGAGAAGUGUUGUUCUCAAUUGGCGGCGCCAUCCUUUGGCCCAGAGGGGUCGGCGCAGCUUGUUGAGCGUCUCGCAUCGGCGGCCUUGCUACUGAUGGCGUGGUCAAUAAGCUCGCCCCAUGGUGCUCGCGAUGCCUUCUUAUCCAGGAUGCUUUACUACCAGACCAUGAACCUCGUCAAGAUGUCAGGUUUACUGAUGCCGCGACCGUCAUCGUUCAGCAUCGAUAAUUUGCUCAGCCAAGCGAACUCGGCCAGGCUUAUUCAUGACCCAGGCCAAAGCGAUGACUGGGCAUGGAAAGCAUGGGCUCGAACGGAAAGCUUUAAAAGACUAAACACGGAGCCACUCAUCUGUACCUCCGUGGUGCAACUGGAGAUGUCGACAUCCAUCGACCUUUAUCGGUCCUCAUCAGCAAAGUCAUGGAGAAGCUGUCGUAACGCUGGCACGAGUGUAACCACAGAGCCUGCCAUAAUACGAAUGCACACUCCAACUAUAACCUUGACCCCGCUUCAAGAAACGUCGCCGAUUGGAAUGACUGGCUUGCUGUCUGUUGUCUGGGCACGCAUUCUUCAACAUCAACACCAGACUAGAGGAACAAGGGAUAUCAAUGGAGAUCAGCCUCCUGCAAGUGUUGAUGCAUCGACUGAAACUGGCAACAACAUAUUGCGUGCGCUGGGCGACAUCUACACAAACUACUCGAGGUUUCUUCGGUAUAGGAACCCCAACUGCAUCGCGCAGUGGCACUUCCUGAACCUCAACGUACUAGCCAAUCUUGAGAUCUUCGAGAUGGCCUCCGGCCGCAAUGGGGCUGAAAGUGCAUACGCUGCAUUGCAGGAGAUCUCCAACUGGAGUCAGACCCAACAUGCUCGGCGAGCCUGUCUCCACGCCGCGGGUAUCUACGUCGCCAUGAGCCGUCGAAGAGCAAACGAUGGUAUUAUGCUCCACUCCGACAUGUCUUUAUUCACAGCUGCACUCGUACUUGGACUUUAUGUCUUUAUGAUGCAACCGAACGAAGGAAAUACUGAUGCAGAUGCAGAAUCCUUUGAGUUACUCAACGAUAUCGACUGGACUAAUCUAUGUGAUCCAAUGUCGGAAGUAGACAACGCUGGAGAUAAUACUGCCAGCCAGUUUAUACAUAAUGGAGGAAGUAUUAGCUUUUCUGGAACAGUAUGUGAAGCGGGGUAUAAUGCCGCCAAGAUGAUACUGCUCGAGUUUGCGAGCUUGUUGGAAGAGGUUGGGAAGUGGAAUGCGAAAGAACUGUGUCAUAUUCUACGGAUAAUGAGCGACUCUUUGAUCGAAGUCGACGACCGUUUGAGUGGUGACUGA
Fusarium subglutinans is the source of this 2739-nucleotide messenger RNA. RefSeq lists its product as uncharacterized. Gene Ontology annotation, cellular component: chromatin. Gene Ontology annotation, biological process: regulation of transcription by RNA polymerase II. Gene Ontology annotation, molecular function: DNA-binding transcription factor activity, RNA polymerase II-specific; RNA polymerase II cis-regulatory region sequence-specific DNA binding. The coding region runs from base 1 to 2739 and encodes 912 amino acids. The transcript is spliced from 6 exons. The record is from RefSeq and is a predicted model, not a curated record. Lineage: Eukaryota; Fungi; Ascomycota; Sordariomycetes; Hypocreales; Nectriaceae.